Macrobrachium nipponense is the source of this 1357-nucleotide messenger RNA. RefSeq names its product DCN1-like protein 3 (gene SCCRO3). Gene Ontology annotation, biological process: protein neddylation. Bases 237 to 1172 code for a protein of 311 amino acids. Gene Ontology annotation, cellular component: ubiquitin ligase complex. Gene Ontology annotation, molecular function: cullin family protein binding; ubiquitin-like protein binding; ubiquitin conjugating enzyme binding. The transcript has 3 exons. The record is from RefSeq and is a predicted model, not a curated record. Lineage: Eukaryota; Metazoa; Arthropoda; Malacostraca; Decapoda; Palaemonidae.
GCUCUCGCCUCCAACAAACAACACACACACAGGAUAGAGAGAGAGAGAGAGCGAAGAGAAUUGGUUGUUUUUCUCGAAGGGAAAAGGAGCCAGGGAAGGUCGAAUGAUGAUUCCGAGAUAAUAGUAGCACGUCCAGGAGAAGGGAAAUAGGCGCUCAUGGUUGCCGGAGAAGCAGGUAGUCCCCGCUGAGGAAGGUGUCAGCGAGGGAGGUCAGGUGUGGCGGGCAAAGGGGACCAAUGGGGAAGUGCUUGUCUUGUCUCAAGGUCUCUCCACCCGCCCACCAUCCUACUAUACCACAAUAUCCCCCACUACAGCAUGUUACACCGCGGACUGAGUAUGAAAGAACCAGAGAGGUAAGUGAAAGUGGUAGCAGCCUCAGUGGUGUGGAGGGGUACACACCUGUACAGCCGCCGGAUACCCAGAGUAAUGGAAGUGGCAAGAAUUCAGUGAUUGUAAAUGCAUCAGAAAAACGCUCUUUCUACUCACGAAUUCCACCACUUGUCAAGUCAGCCAGCAAUGAAGUGAGAAGACUCUCAUCAAAAGAUUAUUCUGAAAAUAAGAUUGGUGUUCUCUUCGACCAAUAUAAAGAUGUGCAAAGUGAUGUUAUUCUGUCUGAGGGAAUUGAAAAAUUGUGUGUGGAUUUAGAUGUGAAACCAGAGGAAUUUAAAGUUUUAGUUUUAGCCUGGAAAUUUGGAGCUGAAACCAUGUGCAGAUUCAGUCGUAGAGAGUUUGUUAAUGGGUGUAAAGCACUUAGAGUGGAUUCUGUGAAAGGCAUCCAGUCUAAGUUUUCAGAGAUGUUGCUGGAGGUUCAAGAUCCUGAAAAAUUUAAAGACUUGUAUAGAUUUACCUUUAAAUUCGGCCUAGAUGCCGAGUCAGGCCAACGAAUACUACCAGCUGAUAUGGCACUGUUACUGUGGAAACUUGUGUUCAGUCAGCAGGAACCUGCAAUUUUGAAAAGGUGGUUGACAUUUCUUGAACUGCACCCUAAUAUAAGAGGGAUCCCAAGAGACACUUGGAACAUGUUCCUGAACUUCGUGGAAGCUGUGGGGGAUGACUUAAGUUCUUAUGAUGAUACAGAAGCGUGGCCGAGCCUUUUUGAUGAUUUUGUCGAAUAUGAAAAUGAUCAAUUAAACCAAAAUGUUAAGAAAGAUCUGAGGGAGGAAAGUGAUUAAUGUUAUUUUAUUAUUAAGAAUGUUUUUGGAUGUGUUAUGAAAUUAAGGUAAGACUACUAUGGAAUAAAAAGCAACUUUACUGGAUACUGGAUAUGAUGGGCAAAUUUUCUCACUAUAAGGUAACUUUAAGUAUAUAGGGAGCUUACAUUAAUUGUGAUUCAUUAAUAAAUAUAACUGAAUUCUUA